Messenger RNA from Paramecium octaurelia, 889 nucleotides. The record is from the annotation of a GenBank genome assembly. Lineage: Eukaryota; Ciliophora; Oligohymenophorea; Peniculida; Parameciidae.
AUGUGCUUGCCCCUAAAGUUUAUUCAAUUGUUUAUCAGAAUAAAUUGCUUUUGCUUUAUUAUUUUGGGGAUUGUUCUAAUCUCUUAAGUAUUUAUGACAUUGAGUGGAGGCAUAAGUAAUGAUGGCGAAGUAUUCAAUCAAGAAUUAUAUUCUUAGGGAAUUGUAUUUACAUUUUCAGUAGGACUAGCUGUUGUUAUUGUGGGUGCAUCUGGGUUGUUGAGUUCAUAUUGUCCAAAUUUCUGUAUAAUUUUCAUUUAUUCUUGCUUUGUCAUUUUCAUUGGAGUUUUGACAGCCUAUAUCACAAUUUCAUUAACCAUUUUAAAAAAUUAGUUGUUGAAUAAUAAAUUUGAUUGUAAGACAUCUCAAUUACCUGCUGCUGAGAAAACAAAGGAGUAAAUUUUAUGGGCGGAAACUCAAUUUUGUAAAUAUGACUGUAUUUGUUACAUCGAGAAAAUCCAAGACUGGAAUUCUGAUUACCUGGAGAAUAAUCGCAUACAUUACACAACCAAUAGACUCAUCAGUGAUAUAACCCAAUAUUAAAAAUGUAAAAAGUGGAUUAAAAUUGAUGGGGCCUCAUAUUCUUACAUUGCAUAUCUGGAGGAAAAGUAUAAUUGUUCAGGAUGGUGCAAAUCACAUCCAGUCUACCUAUUUUCAAACAUCAAUAAUGGAAUCCCGUAUUUAUAUUUUUAAUAUAAGAAAAGAUGCUUGUUAUCCAUACUUUGAAUAAGAAUACGAGUAUUAUGUGAACAAGUCUUACAUCGAUUAUCUAAUAGUGGAUUUUCUCUAUCUAUUUAAUUUAUGCUUUGCCAUUUGUUAAUGCUAUUAGACUAGUAGAAAUAAAAAGUCUAGAAUCUAUCCUCAGAUUCUUUAUGAGCUUGCCCCAUAAUGA